AAAUGUAUCUCCCUCUCGGUGGGCCGACUGUUGGCAGUCGACGCGCAGCACUCAACACGAACAAACGUAUCUGUCAGAUACGACGUGACGAGUAAUAUAUAUUCGUUCUAUUUUGUAAAGCUACAAAAUGCAUAGAGCACACACAGCCUUCAGUCUGGCAUUGUCGCCAAUGGCGCACAGGAACUUUGCCACAUGGCUGCUCAAGAGCGGCACCAGCCAAAAGCUGGCCAAGGCGACAGCAGCCGCCGCUGUGCGUACCUACAACUCGGCUGCUGCCGAGCCCUUUGCCAAUGGCAGCACGGCCACCUAUGUGGAGGAGAUGUACAACUCAUGGCUGCGUGACCCAGCCUCUGUGCAUACAUCCUGGGAUGCCUACUUCCGCAGCAACACGUACACCAGCCCACCCAAUCUGGCGCCCGUGCAGGCCAACACCUUGCCUUUGACGGCCUUCAAUCUGGGUGGCGGUGGCGUAGCCGGAGCUGCGCCCGACUCCAAGACCAUCGAUGACCAUCUGGCCGUGCAGGCCAUCAUCCGGAGUUAUCAGUCACGUGGUCAUUUGGCAUCUGAAGUGGAUCCGCUUGGAAUCUUAACGCGCGAAAAAACCGUUUGCAAGGAUGGUCUAGCACGUCGUGCUAACGAAGAUGUGCUACGGCAGCACUCUGGGUUUUUGUUUGGCGAACAGGACAUGGAGCGGCAGUUCAAGCUACCCAGCACCACCUUCAUUGGUGGCGAUGAGGCCUCGCUGCCACUCAAGGAAAUCCUGAACCGCCUGGAGAAUGUCUACUGCAACAAGAUCGGUGUGGAGUUCAUGUUCAUCAACUCGUUGGAGCAGUGCAACUGGAUCCGCAAGCACUUUGAGACGCCCGGCGUGCUCAACUUCUCGCCCGAGGAGAAGCGUCUGAUCCUGGCCCGUUUGACACGCGCCACUGGCUUCGAGGCCUUCCUGGCCAAGAAGUACUCGUCGGAGAAGCGUUUCGGCCUGGAGGGUUGCGAGAUCAUGAUCCCGGCCCUCAAGGAGAUCAUCGAUGUGUCCACAGAGCUCGGCGUGGAGUCCGUCAUCAUGGGCAUGCCCCAUCGCGGACGCCUCAACACCUUGGCCAACGUAUGCCGCAAGCCCCUGAACCAGAUCUUCACCCAGUUUGCUGGCCUGGAGGCUGCCGAUGAUGGCUCGGGCGAUGUCAAGUACCAUUUGGGCACCUACAUUGAGCGUCUGAAUCGUGUGACGAACAAGAACAUCCGCCUGGCCGUGGUGGCCAAUCCCUCCCAUCUGGAGGCUGUCGAUCCCGUGGUGCAGGGCAAGACCCGCGCCGAGCAGUUCUACCGCGGCGAUCAGGAGGGCAAGAAGGUCAUGUCCAUUCUGAUUCACGGCGACGCCGCCUUCUGCGGCCAGGGUGUCGUCUACGAGACGAUGCACUUGUCGGAUCUGCCCGACUACACCACCCACGGCACCAUUCACGUGGUGGCCAACAACCAGAUUGGCUUCACCACCGAUCCCCGCUUCUCGCGCUCCUCCCCCUACUGCACGGACGUGGCACGCGUGGUCAAUGCCCCCAUUUUCCACGUGAACGCCGACGAUCCCGAGGCGGUGAUGCAUGUGUGCAAGGUCGCCGCCGAGUGGCGUGCCACCUUCCACAAGGACUGUGUCAUCGAUCUGGUCGGCUACCGUCGCAACGGACACAACGAGAUCGACGAGCCGAUGUUCACGCAGCCCCUCAUGUACCAGAAGAUCAGGAAGCACAAAAACUGCCUGGAUCUGUACGCUGACAAGCUGAUCGCCGAGGGCACCGUCACCGGUGAGGAGGUCAAAUCGGUGGCCGCCAAGUACGAGAACAUUUGCGAGGAGGCCUUUGCCCUGGCCAAGACCGAGACCCAUGUCAAGUACAAGGAUUGGUUGGACUCGCCCUGGUCUGGCUUCUUCGAGGGCAAGGAUCCCCUGAAGGUGGCGCCCACUGGCGUCAAGGAGGAGACCCUGAUCCACAUUGGCAACCGCUUCUCCAUGCCACCGCCCAAUGCCGCUGAAUUCGUGAUCCACAAGGGUCUGAUGCGUGUGUUGGCCGCCCGCAAGAACAUGGUCGAUGAGAAGAUUGCCGAUUGGGCGCUGGGUGAGGCCAUGGCCUUCGGCUCGCUGCUGAAGGAGGGCAUCCAUGUGCGUCUGUCCGGACAGGAUGUGGAGCGCGGCACCUUCUCGCACCGUCACCACGUGCUGCACCACCAGCUGGUGGACAAGGCCACCUACAACUCGCUGCAGCACAUGUACCCCGACCAGGCGCCCUACUCCGUCUCGAACAGCUCGCUGUCGGAGUACGCGGUGCUGGGCUUCGAGCACGGCUACUCGAUGACCAAUCCCAAUGCUUUGGUGCUGUGGGAGGCACAGUUCGGAGAUUUCAGCAACACGGCCCAGUCGAUCAUCGAUCAGUUCAUCUCCAGCGGACAGUCGAAGUGGGUGCGCCAGUCGGGCCUGGUGAUGCUGCUGCCGCACGGCAUGGAGGGCAUGGGACCCGAGCACUCCUCGUGCCGCGUGGAGCGUUUCCUGCAGAUGAGCUCCGACGAUCCCGACUACUUCCCACCCGAGUCGGAUGAGUUCGCUGUCCGUCAGCUGCACGACAUCAACUGGAUUGUGGCCAACUGCACGACGCCCGCGAACCUCUACCACAUCUUGCGUCGCCAGAUCGCUCUGCCCUUCCGCAAGCCCCUGAUCCUGUGCACGCCCAAGUCGCUGCUGCGCCACCCGGAGGCCAAGAGCCCCUUCAGCGAAAUGAGCGAGGGCAGCGAGUUCCAGCGCAUCAUCCCCGACAACGGGCCGGCUGGCCAGAAUCCCGCCAGCGUGAAGAAGGUCGUCUUCUGCUCGGGUCGCGUCUACUACGAUCUGACCAAAACACGUGCCGAGAAGCAGCUGGAGAGCGACGUUGCCAUUCUGCGUGUGGAGCAGAUCUCGCCCUUCCCCUUCGAUCUGGUCAAGGAGCAGGCCAAUCUGUAUAAGAACGCCGAGCUGGUCUGGGCCCAGGAGGAGCACAAGAACCAGGGUAGCUGGACCUAUGUCCAGCCCCGUUUCCUCACCGCACUCAACCACAGUCGCGAUGUCAGCCAAAGCGAUGAUCCAAUGUCCUACUCCAAUACAACAACCAAUACUACCACUACUACUACUGAUCAUACUAAUAUUGAAUCCGCAUCCGAACCCGAAUCGAAACCCUGGCUAAGCCGCAUGUUCGCCUCGAAUAAGAGUGACGGUUCGACGGACGGUGGUCCAGCCACUGGCGACUUCAAUGCCGCCAAGCAUUUUGACCUCAAAAAUGUACGACACGAUUUCAAUAGGCCCGCGGGCAAUGCGGCCGCCCCGGGUGCGCGCAUCUCGAAAACCGGACGCAAAAUUAGCUAUACCGGACGCGCUGCAAGCGCCUCGACCGCCACUGGAUCCAAGGCCCAGCACAUUCGCGAGCUGAAUGCGCUGCUCAACGAUGCGAUUUCAACCUAAGAAGGUGGAUAGAUGGAUGGAUGGAGGAUGAAUACUAAUUACGAUUAUAUUUUGUAUGGAAACGUAUGCAGACUCUUUGAUACGAUGAUUUUUUGCUGACGAAUUGUUAAGUGCAUUGUGUGAAAGUAAUGAAAUGUUAAAAUUAGUUUAGUAAAAUUACAAGCGAAACAAAAAAAAGCAAAGCAAAACGGCAAACAAGCAACAACCGACUCACAGUAGUAGUUCUACGUACAUCUUUAAUGCAAAACUAAAGAGCCGAGUAAAUCUAGUGAAUAUAUAGCACCCAGCCGCAUACGCUACGCAUCCCCUGAUGUGAUGGUGGGUGGAUGGGUGGGUUAUGUCUAUAGACCGACCGCAAAGAUCACAAUAUUUUUCAGAAUGAAUAAAACCCUUGCUAAUCCUUAUUUCUUACUCCUAUGUUUAAUAUUUAUUUUAUUGUAUUAUAUAUAAUUAAACUAUCUCAGAAACCGAGCAACAUCGAUCGAGCGGUGCAAGAAAUCAUUUCACAUUUUUUUUCGUUAUUUUGUUUGCCUAAGUUACACACAAAUUUUGUUUAAAUAAAUAAACCAUUAUUAAUACCUUACCAACACAUACAAUGAUAAGCCAACAGAGCUGUGCUUUAAGGGUAACGUAAGGCUGGUAUCUAUCGCUGGCGCCAUCAGGGAUACAAUACACCGAGUCGAGAUUGUCGAACUGGAAAGUUCUUAACCAUUUGUAGCAUCUAGAAUUAAACAAACAAAACCAAGCAACCCUUCUUGAAGCGCAUCUGAAUGCAGCUGUUAUACAUUAUUUUUGCCUUGAUCGUGAAUUUGUUUUGAAUUUUAAUAAUAAUAAAAUAUAUAAUAUAUACGAUAUGCAUGUAGAUCGUGUCCGAUCAGGACCUGUUAUACAACAACAAUCUCUCUUUAUAUAAUAUUAACGACAAUGCACUUUUUCUCGCACCAAUAUAAAAUAUUGAAACGUAGAGUGAUAAAAAAGCUAAGGGAAUAAACUUUUCCAAGAAAAACCAAAAUAAGAAAAACUAUUUUACAAUACAAAAAGAGCGAGAAGCGGGGAGAGAGUAUGUGUGUGUCGAGAACUUUAUCUUACCCCAAAAAAAAAAAAAACCCUCUACGAUAUUUUAAUGUUUCUAACAAACGAUAUUUAGAUCACAACUUUGCACCAAGUACGAGUAUGUAAGUUAGUAGCUUGUUUAAAUCAAAUGCAAACAAAAAUAGCAACAGAUCUGCUAAGGAGAGACUUUCAUGGGAAUGUACUAUAAACGGAGGGAGAUUAACAAUACAAAUAUGUAUGAUUGAAAUAUACAAUUUACUAUUAAAAAAGCAUGAUACAUC
Messenger RNA from Drosophila obscura, 4806 nucleotides. RefSeq names its product 2-oxoglutarate dehydrogenase, mitochondrial (gene Nc73EF). NCBI's taxonomy places the organism in Eukaryota, Metazoa, Arthropoda, Insecta, Diptera, Drosophilidae. The record is from RefSeq and is a predicted model, not a curated record. Gene Ontology annotation, molecular function: thiamine pyrophosphate binding; oxoglutarate dehydrogenase (succinyl-transferring) activity. Gene Ontology annotation, biological process: tricarboxylic acid cycle. The coding region runs from base 128 to 3472 and encodes 1114 amino acids. Gene Ontology annotation, cellular component: oxoglutarate dehydrogenase complex; mitochondrion. The transcript has 12 exons.